Messenger RNA from Penicillium argentinense, 750 nucleotides. Its product is annotated as MARVEL domain-containing protein. The transcript is spliced from 2 exons. The coding region runs from base 1 to 750 and encodes 249 amino acids. Gene Ontology annotation, cellular component: membrane. Lineage: Eukaryota; Fungi; Ascomycota; Eurotiomycetes; Eurotiales; Aspergillaceae. The record is from RefSeq and is a predicted model, not a curated record.
AUGCUGGCCCUCCAUAUCGCCCUCUACUCCCUCCUGGGCACUGGCCUCGUCUUUGCCAUCGUCGAACUGGGCCUGAGUGCCUAUGUCACCACCUUCUGGGGCGGCAAAUCGCGCUCUUACUCCUAUGAUCCCUACGAGGGCUAUACCUACAAAACGGUUAACGCCAGUGUGCCCGGGAUCCUGGCUUUUUUGCUCUUCACGGCCAUCUGGACGAUCCUCUUCACGGUCGCGGCGGCUGUCCUGCCAUGGCACUACGGCCGUAAGGGUCUGGUAACCAAGAAGUUGAACACGAUCCUCGGCAUCGGCUUCCUCGUCGUUUACUUUGUCACAUCCGUCUUCUGGCUGGCCUGUUUCGCCGAUCUCGCGUCUCUCAUCAACGGCGCUGCCUAUACUAGCGACUACUAUAACGCCCUCAUCGCAUUUGCCGUGUUGAACUGGCUCAUCUACCUCGCCCUCUUCAUCCUCGGCAUCCUCGCCGUCGUCGGAGUCCUCUUCUCCGACUGGGCUGGCCAUCAAUCCAUGCGCAAGGAGCGCGCGGCGCCGCAGGAUCCGGGUCUGGCGCCCGUGCAGCAAGUGCCGAUGAGUACGACCCCUGUUGCGGCCCCCUCCGAGCUCUCCACGCGUGAUGCUGAGGCUCUGCAUAACCAGCCACCCAGCCAAUCUCUUAGUACCUCGUCGCCGUCGGCGGUUACCAGCGCGGAGCUCGAUGGGGGGAGCAGCGUCCAUGAUCACCAGAUGGGGCAUCGUUAA